Messenger RNA from Closterium sp. NIES-65, 1245 nucleotides. The record is from the annotation of a GenBank genome assembly. Lineage: Eukaryota; Viridiplantae; Streptophyta; Zygnematophyceae; Desmidiales; Closteriaceae.
AUGCCCCCCAUUCACGCCCAUCCCAUACCCGAUCAUCCCCAUCCCACCCCGCAUAGCGGCUCGUCCCCUUCCUCCCACCCAAUAGAGGUGGAGGGCUCUAAGCACAAGCUCACCAGCAAGCUGGGUCCGUAUGAGGUGGAGGGGCUGAAGCGCAAGCUCACCAGCAAGCUGGGUCCGUCCGUGUCCAUUCUGCCCGUGCCUGACUGGCAGGUGGGCGAGUGCUCUGCUGUCUGGUGGCGACCCAACUUCGAGACGCUCAUGUACCCCUACUGCCCUCCGCACAUCACAAAACCCAAGCUGACUCUUCUUCACUCCCUUUCACUCCCAUCCACUCCUCUCCACCACUCAUCACCCCUCUCCACUCCUCUCCCUUCAACAGGAGAUGAAGAAGCUGGUCGUGGUUCCUCUCACCGAGAGACAAGCGCCAGUAAGAAUCUCAAGCUGCCCUUUCAGCUAACUCCCCUCGACUCCCUUUCACUCCUUUCGACUCCUCUUGACAACUCACUCCUCUCCACUCAUCUUCACUCCUCCCCAACAGGAAAUGAGAAGCUGUUUGUGGAUCCCCUCACCGAAAGGCUGUACUUUGGAGUCCCCAAGAAUCUCAAAGUUCCCUUCACUCCUUUUUCAACUCCUCGUCACACCUCAUCAUUCCCCUUCACUCCUCUUGACUCCUCGCCAUUCCUCAUUUCCUCUUCAUCCCUCUUCACUCCUCUCAAUCCCUUGUCACUCCCAUCCCCCACAUCAGGAAAUGAAGAAGCUCUUUGCGGUUCCCUUCACAAAGCGCCAGAGAUGAAGAAGCUCUUUGUGGUCCCCCUCACUGAGAGGCAGUACUUUGGAGAGAUGAAGAAGCUCUUUGUAGUUCCUCUAACAGAGCGCCAGUACUUUGGAGUUCCCAAGAAUCUCAGGCCGCUCAUUCAGCUGACUCCCCGUCACUCCCCUUCACUCCUUUCGAAUCCUCUCCACUCCUCGCCACCGCUUUUCACCCCUCGUCACUCCUCCCUUCAACAGGAAAUGAAGAAGCUGUUUGUGGUUCCUCUAACAGAGCGCCAGUACUUUGGAGUUCCCAAGAAUCUCAAGCUGCUGGCGGUGCCACUACUGGAGCUGUAUGACAAUGUGCAGAAUCUGAAGCUGCUGGCGGUGCCACUACUGGAGCUGUAUGACAAUGUACAGCGCUACGGUCCAGUCAUCUCCGCUAUUCCGUUGCAACUCUCGAGAUUCACAUUCAACCUCAUCCACGACUCGUGA